AAUUGAUGCUGUCCCGGGUUGUAUGCCGCAUGUUUACUCUGUAGAGGAACAGCAAAGGAUUGAGGACUGAAUGUUUGACCAUGAAAUUGCAUACGUGCUAACUAUUGAUACCAUGAACCGUUCAACAUAUCCUCUGGUCACAUCGGACUUUGCAGAUAUCCCGGUGCCCUGUAUAUAUGAAGCCUCCUAUGCCGCAAGCGCUGCUAUCCUAUCGAGCACACAGCGCACGCGCUAUCCCCACCGAGGCAGCACCUGUCUAAUAACUAUUCAUAUAACCCUCUCUCCGGCCUUGGUAUCCCUCCACUUGAAACUCGUGACUCUUUCGUUGCAGAGGAAUGAAAUCUUCCCGGGUGAGGAACUAUCGGUCUGUCACAUCCGGAAAGCUGCAUUUCGCGUGGCGCCAACGGAUACGAGUAGGUGUUUCUACGGUGAGUAUGUCGAAUUAGACAUGGCUGUAUGUAAGCCAGUGUGCCUCUGUACUACUUCGAUUGAAGUGCAUACAGAUCUAUGUAGUGGAUGAUGUCAGGUAUCGCGUUACUAUCGGUACGAUAGAUUACAGUAUGCCGGAGGAUGUCGUCUGAGUUGGCAGUGUCUUUGUUCCG
Aspergillus glaucus CBS 516.65 is the source of this 602-nucleotide messenger RNA. RefSeq lists its product as uncharacterized. The record is from RefSeq and is a predicted model, not a curated record. The transcript has a single exon. The coding region runs from base 71 to 520 and encodes 149 amino acids. Lineage: Eukaryota; Fungi; Ascomycota; Eurotiomycetes; Eurotiales; Aspergillaceae.